UUCAUUGGUUUCUUGUUUGAGCCUCCUCUUAUUACAUGACAAGAAAAAUAAUGGCUACUCUUACCUCAAAUCUAAGCCUUAGCCCACAAUACACUGUCCCCAAAGACUAUCCACCCCAUGGUUCUAUAGUUGAGGAAAUACAAGGUCUUAUUAGAGUACACAAAGAUGGAUACGUGGAACGACCUCAAGUUGUUCCAUGUGUCACUGCUAGUGCUUUGAGUCCUGACCUAAAUAAUGUGACAUCUAGAGACAUGGUCAUAGACAGUGUCACAAACACAUGGGCACGUUUUUAUGUUCCAACUAGCCAACACAAGUUACCAUUGCUAGUUUAUUUUCACGGUGGAGGCUUUUGUGUUGGUUCUGCAGCUUGGAGUUGCUACCACGAUUUCCUUGCAAGGCUAUCAUCGAAAGUGGGGUGUGUGAUCAUGUCAGUGGACUAUCGAUUGGCCCCAGAGAACCCUCUCCCAGCACCCUAUGAUGAUGGACUAAAGGCCCUAAUGUGGGUGAAACAACAAGUGCUGCAUCAGCAACAGAAUAGUGAAUGGUGGAGCACAAAGUGCAACUUUUCUAGUGUCUUCUUAGCGGGGGACAGUGCGGGUGCUAACAUAGCAUACAACGUGGCCACGAGGAUAUCUGCAUGUGAUGAUGGUGCUGCUUUGAGGCCUUUGAAUUUGAAGGGUCUUAUUUUGAUACAACCCUUUUUCGGUGGGGAAGUGAGGACACGUUCCGAGAAGUGCAUGGCUCAACCCAAAGGUUCUGCUUUGAACAUGGAAGCGUCUGAUACCUAUUGGCGCUUGGCGUUACCUUAUGGUGAGAACCGUGACCAUCCUUGGUGCAACCCUUUGGUGAAAUUGGAGGACUUGAAGGUGUUGCGUACGUUGGUGUGCAUCUCGGAGAUGGACAUAUUGAGGGAUAGGAAUUUGGAGUUUUGUGAGGCUUUGAUGAGGGCAGGGAAAAGGGUUGAGUAUGGGGUGUUCGGUGGUGUUGGACAUGCAUUUCAGAUUCUAAGUAAGUCUCAGCUCUCUAAGAGUAGGACCAAGGAAAUGAUGGCUCGUGUUAAGUCCUUCAUGGGUGUCUGAUUCUCUGCGUUACUGUUGCUGCUUCAUGACUAUCUCUGUAAAUAAAAUUAACUGUUGCUGAAAAGUAAACUGGCUAUUGUAAAUUGUUAAAUCUUCAUCAAGGAAUCGAGAAGAUCGUGUUAAUAUAAUGGAAAAAACUUCUUUGAGGUAUUUAAGUCU
Cajanus cajan (pigeon pea) is the source of this 1238-nucleotide messenger RNA. Its product is annotated as putative carboxylesterase 6. Lineage: Eukaryota; Viridiplantae; Streptophyta; Magnoliopsida; Fabales; Fabaceae. Gene Ontology annotation, molecular function: hydrolase activity. The record is from RefSeq and is a predicted model, not a curated record.